Molecule: messenger RNA, 5520 nt
Organism: Zeugodacus cucurbitae (melon fly)
Lineage: Eukaryota; Metazoa; Arthropoda; Insecta; Diptera; Tephritidae
Product: probable multidrug resistance-associated protein lethal(2)03659
Exons: 12
Coding region: 536-4633 (1365 amino acids)
Biological process (GO): transmembrane transport
Cellular component (GO): membrane
Molecular function (GO): ATP binding; ABC-type transporter activity; ATP hydrolysis activity
Source: RefSeq, a predicted model, not a curated record
GUCCAAUGUAUGAAGUGUCAGUGGUCAUGCAUAUUUAUUUAUAUAAAUGUGUGACUGCAUACAUUUUAACAUUUGCAUCAAGUAUAUAAAACAUAUUUACUUUUAUACACAUACAUAAGUAAAUAUUGGCUACAUAUUGUGUGGGGUGCUUCACUGCUUCCACUUAGCUUAUUGCCAAUUGAAAUCAAGCUGCUAAGGCAGGUAGACAAACGGCAGCGUUAAAGAAACAUCAAUUUUUUCGCAUAGUACACCACAUACAUAUUUCUCGUCAAACUUCUAUUCACCCAAUUGGCGUCUGCAGUGAGGAUAGUGGCGAUUUCAAAGAAAAUAUUAGCAGCAUAAUCGUGUGAGUGCAGUUUAAUUGGAUAAGUGCUAAAAAAAAAUAAUAUUAAUAACAAAAGCAAAAAUUGUGCGUAAAUGAAUUGGAAAAAGGAAGAAUCAGAAUAGUUUGUGCCAAUAAGAGAACAAAGUGUGUGAAAAACACCACGAACCCACAAAUAGAAAGCGUAAAAAACAUAAAAAAGUGUAAAACAACAUGCAGUCGGUGAAAACGAACGAUUUGCCGGAGAAUCCGCGCGAACGUGCUAGUGUGAUAUCAGCGCUCUGCUUUUGGUAUACAUUACCCAUAUUUUUCAAAGGUCGUAAAAAGACGCUAGACACAAAAGAUUUGUACAAAGCGUUGACGGUGCAUAAAUCAGAAACACUUGGAAAUGAUAUGAGUGCAUCAUGGGAGCAGGAAUUGCAACGCAAGUCUACAUCGAAGAAAGGGCCGAGCUUACUAAAAGCUACAAUACGUGUUUUUGGUUGCCGUUAUGCACUCUUGGGUCUAGUGUUGCUGAUACUUGAAUUGGGUCUGAGAGCCUUACAGCCCCUUUUUCUACUGGGUUUAAUAGCGUAUUACUCGAAAGGUGAAGACAAUAUAAACACGGCAUAUCUCUAUGCAGCGGGUGUAAUACUUUGUAGUGCUAUAAAUGUGAUCAUCAUGCAUCCCUACAUGCUGGGCACCAUGCACGUGGGCAUGAAGAUACGUGUGGCUAUGUGUAGUAUGAUUUAUAGAAAGGCGCUGCGCUUGAGCCGCACUGCCCUGGGUGAGACCACCGCUGGGCAGGUCGUUAAUUUGAUAUCGAACGAUGUGGGUCGCUUGGAUUUAGCUAUGAUUUUUAUACACUAUCUUUGGCUUGGCCCUGUCGAGACGAUCUUCAUCACCUACUUAAUGUCAAUUGAGAUUGGUGUUGCGGCUACAUUCGGUGUGGCCUUUAUGUUGCUCUUUAUUCCGCUUCAAGGUUGGCUGGGCAAGAAGACGUCAGUGUUACGCUUGCGUACCGCUUUGCGUACAGAUGAACGUGUGCGCAUGAUGAACGAAAUUAUCUCGGGCAUACAGGUGAUCAAAAUGUAUGCGUGGGAAAUACCAUUCGGCAAAAUGGUGGCCUAUGCGCGCAAAAAGGAAAUCAAUGCUAUACGUAAGGUGUCGUAUAUACGUGGUGUACUGCUGUCGUUCAUCAUGUUUCUGACGCGCGUCUCCGUUUUUCUCAGUUUGGUUGGUUAUGUGCUGCUGCAAAAGGUGCUGACGCCCGAGAAGGCUUUCGUCAUUACGGCUUACUAUAAUAUUUUGCGCACCACAAUGACGGUGUUCUUUCCACAAGGUAUUUCGCAGUUGGCUGAGGCUUUGGUGUCCAUUAAACGCAUACAAAAGUUCAUGCUUUACGAAGAGACUGACAUAGUUGACAAAUCAGUCGAUAAUCCCAACUAUCCUGGCAGUAACCAAUCAACCGUUGUCAAAGACGAUGAAAAGCCGUUGGACAAAAAGGAGGCGGAAAAGGCGUUUGCCUCUAAUGGACACGCAACACUGUCGGAAGCUGGCAUUGUAUUGAGCAAUGUGAAAGCUAAAUGGGAUCCUAAUUCGUCGGAGUACACAUUGGAUGACGUGAAUUUGCGUGUGCAACCCGGCACACUGGUUGCAAUUAUCGGACCAGUGGGUUCAGGAAAAUCAAGUUUAGUACAAAGCAUACUCGGUGAAUUGCGGCCUGAGUCGGGCACCAUAAAGGUGAACGGCACAUUCUCCUAUGCCUCGCAGGAACCAUGGCUUUUUACCGGUACCGUACGCCAGAAUAUACUCUUCGGCCAGCCAAUGAAUCGACGUCGCUACCAGCAAGUGGUGAAGAAAUGUGCGUUGGAGCGUGAUUUCGAGCUACUACCUUACGGCGACAAGACAAUUGUGGGUGAACGUGGUGCCUCGCUAUCGGGUGGACAGAAGGCACGUAUUAGUUUGGCGCGCGCUGUCUACCGUGAAACCUCAAUCUACCUGUUGGAUGAUCCAUUGAGUGCGGUAGACACACACGUAGGCCGUCAUCUCUUCGAUCAAUGUAUGCGCGGUUUUCUGCGCGAGCACAUCGUUGUUCUGGUCACACAUCAAUUGCAGUUCCUACAACAAGCCGAUCAAAUUGUCAUCAUGGAAAAGGGUCGUGUAAGCGCAGUUGGCACUUAUGACUCAUUGCGCGAAUCCGGUUUGGAUUUUGCGAAUCUUUUGGCUGACCCAGAGCGAGAAGAGGCCGUCGAAGAGAAGUCGCGUUCGCGCUCAAGUAGCAAAGUUUAUAGCAAUCGUCGAAAUAGUGAGGCAUCUUUGAAUUCGGUAGCAGACUCAUACGUCGAAGACACACCAAUGCAGCAACAGGAGACACAGGAACAGGGUCAAAUCGGUUUGGAAUUGUAUCAGAAAUAUUUCCGUGCCGGUGGCGGUUUCCUCACAUUCUUCAUCAUGUUGUUUUUCUGUGUGCUGGCGCAAGCGCUCGCUUCAGGCGGCGAUUGGUUCUUGUCAUAUUGGGUCGCCAAAAAGGGUCGUGAUGGUAAAAUGUAUUCGGCUAGAUUCAAUGACUCGCGCAUCGACGAGACUUUCGACAGUUUCAACGAUACGACAACACUGCCAUCAACAGCGCUGACUGAACAGGAAUCGAUAAUAAAGACUAUGCUGCGCGAUGUGGGUGUCGACAUCGACUCAGAAAUGUUGGAUAUUUACAUAUUUACGGGUAUAACAAUGGCCACCGUUGUCAUCACGCUCGCGCGUAGUUUCCUCUUCUUCAAUGUGGCCAUGAGAGCUUCCAUUAAUCUGCACAACUCCAUGUUCCGCGGCAUAACGCGAGCGGCGAUGUACUUCUUCAACACAAAUCCCACCGGUCGCAUAUUGAACCGUUUCUCCAAGGAUAUGGGUCAGGUGGACGAGAUAUUACCUUCAGUUAUGAUGGACGUCAUACAGAUAUUCCUUUCACUCUUCGGUAUUGUCAUUGUGAUCGCUAUUGUGAAUCCGAUCUUCCUAGUACCAACAGCCAUAUUGGCGGUAUUCUUCUACUACUUGAGAUCAUUCUACUUGAAGACGUCUAGGGAUGUGAAGCGAUUGGAGGCAAUAACGCGCUCGCCUAUCUACUCGCACAUGGCUGCUUCACUUUCUGGCUUACCGACGAUACGUGCUUAUGGCGCUCAACGCGUGCUGAUCUAUGAGUUCGACAACUACCAGGAUCUGCACAGUUCCGCAUUUUACAUGUUCAUCUCGACGUCACGCGCCUUCGGCUACUGGCUAGACUGCUGCUGUAUUGUCUAUAUAGCCAUAAUAACCUUGAGUUUCUUCAUCUUCCCACCGGCGAACGGUGGCGACGUGGGCUUGGCCAUAACACAAGCAAUGGGCAUGACUGGCAUGGUACAAUGGGGCAUGCGUCAAUCCGCAGAGUUGGAGAACACCAUGACUGCGGUGGAGCGUGUCGUGGAGUAUGAUGACAUCGAACCGGAGGGUGAAUUGGAAUCGACUGCCGAUAAGAAACCACCAAAAACUUGGCCAGAGGAAGGUAAAAUCGUAUUCGAUGAAUUAAGUCUGCGCUACUUCCCUGAUCCAAAGGCAGAAUAUGUAUUGAAAUCACUCAAUUUUGUGAUCAAGCCCCGCGAAAAGGUGGGCAUAGUGGGACGUACUGGCGCCGGCAAGUCGUCACUGAUCAAUGCGCUCUUUCGGCUCUCAUACAAUGAUGGUUCGAUUGUUAUCGAUUCGCGUGACACCAAAGACAUGGGUUUGCAUGAUUUGCGCAGCAAAGUCUCAAUUAUACCACAGGAACCGGUGCUCUUCUCCGGCACAAUGCGUUACAAUCUGGAUCCAUUCGAUGAGUAUUCGGAUGCCAAAUUGUGGGAGGCACUUGAGGAGGUUAAAUUGAAGAAUGUCGUUGCCGAGUUGCCAAGUGGUUUGCAAAGUAAAAUCUCCGAAGGCGGUGCCAACUUUAGUGUUGGCCAGCGUCAAUUGGUCUGCUUAGCACGUGCCAUAUUGCGUGAAAAUCGUGUUUUGGUGUUAGACGAGGCGACCGCGAAUGUGGACCCACAAACGGAUGCGCUCAUACAGCUGACCAUCAGGGAUAAAUUCAAAUAUUGCACUGUACUCACAAUCGCUCACAGACUGAACACUGUUAUGGACUCGGAUAAGGUUUUGGUCAUGGACGCGGGACAAGUGGUGGAGUUCGGCACACCAUAUGAGCUCUUAACAAAGAGCGAAGCGAAGAUCUUCUACGGCAUGGUGCAGCAAACGGGCAAGUCAACCGCUGAGAAUCUAACCAAAGUUGCGCAGAAAGCGCACGAGUUAAGCUUGAAAUCGAAAAUGGAAUAAAACGGUUUAUGAGCUAAGCAAUCAAGAAUUGUACUAUGUGAAACGAGUUUGCCAAGCGAAAACGCCUCUUUUUAUGUUUAUAGUGCAAUUUUGUAGAAAUAUUAACUUUGUCACACAUGUACAUUCGUAUAAUUGGACUUGACAAAACGACUUGCCCUUUAAGCCUUUCAAUAUUUAAGUGUAUAUAUAAUGUAUAUAAAUUGCUGUACAUUCUUCGCUACAAACACAACGUUGAAGUGCUUCGUUCUUGUCAAAAAUCCACGUAAAUCUGAAAAAGUGCAUAAAAACAUUCACUACUUACUAACAAACAUAAAUAAGUAUGUAGUUAGCGUAGCGCAUACUUUUAAGCACAAAUUCUGUAAAUUUAUAAUUCUAAUUUUUUAUUAUUUUAUUUUACUGCUAUAAUUUGUAGUUAUUGUAAAUGUUAAAGUGAUUUGUGUUAUAGCUUUAAGUAAAUAAGUACAUACAUACAAACCUACAUGUGUCAUUCUCCACAUGCAGCACUGAAGUGUCAUUUACGAACAACAUACAUAUAUACAUAUAAAUAUAUAAUUACAUAAACAUAUAUCAUAUAUUUUAUAUAAAAUGUAUUUUCGCUUUUUUGUAUUUAUAUUGGUAUUUGUAUAACAUUACAAGUUAACGUACUGCGAAUUGAUAUUUCUUAUGAUAAUUAAAAUUAAUUAAAUAUAAUUAAAAAACAUUUAUGAAACAAUAAACAAUAACUAUGUACCAUAUACAAUAAAUAGAAAAUGUGCCUUUACAUAAGUUUAUAACAAAUAUAUGCCAGUUGAUGUAUAGUAUGUAUACGCAAAAGUGAAAUUUUAAGUGAGAAAUGUAUUGUCUUCGAUUCUCCAGCAAAUAAACGUCCGAAAUUUGAUAUGUGUAAA